AUGCUCGUGAUUUUAUUUGACUCGAGCCAUGCCAUGAGAAUUGUGCGGACAGUGGGCCAAGCCUUUGAAGUGUGCCACAAGUUGACGAACCCACAAAUUGAGCAAAAUGCGCCAUCUUUGGAAGACGGGGUCAGCGAAGAAGGUUCGGAGCCAUUUUCGGACAAAACCAAGAAAGAUUCGGAAACCUUGGAUUCCGAAGUGCACGUGCUCAAGGCGACCUUUUCGCUCGUCUGCCUUCAGAGCGAAAAGGAACUCCUGCUUGCCCUCGGUAGCCCCGAAUUAAUUAGUCUUCACACAACCGUCAUUAAUGAUGCUGAUUUUGAAAGAGAACCGACGAGUUUAGCCGGGAGACGCGGGGAGGAAACAGAGCCAGUGUCGCGUCGUCCCAAGGACUGGGGUUUGAGCCAAAGCCCGGCACAGCAACGACAACCCAAGCAAAAGCUGCAACAACCACCUCAACAAAACAACAACAACAACAGCAGUAGCAACAAGCGACGUCCGAACGGCGGAUUGAAUGCGUCGUCGGGAAACUCGUCAGUGACGAGUGGAGGCUGUCGAUUGCUGGGUGACGAGGACUUGCUCAUUGAGCCGCUGCCCGCGCCGCCGCAGACCGACAAGAAAUCUUUGUUGACUGGCGAGAUUUACGCGUCUCCAAAGGCCAAGCCGUUGGUGGCCGGAGACGCGGACGCCGUGAAGACGCUGGUCGGCGGCAGACUCAGUGCGCAUCACGAGGCCCAGUUGCUGAGGGAGCAGCUGGAGGCCCAGAGCCAACAGACGCAGGCCGCCAUGGCCCAGGUCCACCUGCUCAGGGAGCAAUUGGCCGCCGAGUCCUCUGCCAGGAUGGAGGCACAAUCAUUGGAGGAAAGAUUCGGAGUCAAAAUAGCACGGACUCAUCAGUUGCUGUCAAGUAAUCAGCAGCUGCUGGAGCACAUUAGGAGCUUGGUGCUGCAGCUGGUGGAACUAGAGACCAGACUGGAACCCAGUGCAGAGUCCUCUGCUUCUCAAGUUCGUCAAAUGCUGAGCUCUCUUCCCCAGAGAAGCAAAAAUUUAAACUUGAUAUUCAACCAUUGA
This is a messenger RNA of Notodromas monacha, 1071 nucleotides long. NCBI's taxonomy places the organism in Eukaryota, Metazoa, Arthropoda, Ostracoda, Podocopida, Cyprididae. The record is from the annotation of a GenBank genome assembly.